Messenger RNA from Neopsephotus bourkii (Bourke's parrot), 2112 nucleotides. It is a transcript of the gene ANKRA2, whose product is annotated as ankyrin repeat family A member 2. Gene Ontology annotation, cellular component: nucleus. Gene Ontology annotation, molecular function: protein binding. The record is from RefSeq and is a predicted model, not a curated record. Gene Ontology annotation, biological process: regulation of gene expression. NCBI's taxonomy places the organism in Eukaryota, Metazoa, Chordata, Aves, Psittaciformes, Psittacidae. The transcript is spliced from 8 exons. The coding region runs from base 136 to 1176 and encodes 346 amino acids.
ACCAAAGCAUUGUUAACCUGUUAAAUGUUUUCAGUUUCAGGUUAUUUAAACAUCCGGAUCUCUAGGUACAGCUUCAUUGGCUGGAACUGCUAGUAGCUAGAAACCAUGAAGAAACUUUUUGCAUAAAACUUUCACAUGUCUGGGCCCAUGGCAUCUUCAACAAACUUAGACGUUGCAGCCCAGUCAAUUGUGGAAGAAUGUACUGCUAGCUACAGCCUUCCACCCAUGCCGGACAUCAAAGUGGAGCAUCAGCUUGACUCUAGCACAGAGGAGGGCCCAGCUCAGAGUGUUACCAUGGGGAUGAAAUUCAUUUUGCCCAAUAGAUUUGAUAUGAAUGUCUGCUCGCGAUUUGUGAAAUCUUUGAAUGAAGAGGACAGUAAAAAUAUUCAAGAUCAAGUAAACUCUGACCUUGAAGUGGCAUCUGUCUUAUUUAAAGCUGAAUGCAACAGCCACACUUCUCCUUCCCCUGGUAUCCAAGUAAGACAUGUUUAUACUCCAUCAACUACUAAGCAUUUCUCACCAAUAAAACAAUCAACUACCCUAACUAACAAACACAGGGGAAAUGAAGUCUCUACAACACCUCUGCUUGUAAACUCUUUAUCAGUUCAUCAGCUGGCUGCUCAGGGAGAAAUGUUGUAUCUGGCCACACGUAUUGAACAAGAAAAUGUAAUCAAUCAUAAGGAUGAAGAAGGAUUUACCCCUCUGAUGUGGGCUGCAGCUCAUGGGCAGAUAGCAAUAGUGGAAUUUCUCCUCCAAAAUGGUGCCGAUCCUCAGAUUUUGGGGAAAGGACGAGAAAGUGCCCUCUCACUGGCUUGCAGUAAAGGAUACACAGAUAUUGUCAAAAUGCUGCUCGACUGUGGAGUUGAUGUCAAUGAGUAUGACUGGAAUGGAGGCACACCUCUACUAUAUGCAGUACAUGGGAACCAUGUGAAAUGUGUAAAAAUUCUCCUUGAAAGUGGUGCUGAUCCAACUAUCGAAACAGAUGCUGGCUAUAAUUCCAUGGAUUUGGCUGUAGCCUUGGGCUAUCGGAGUGGUCCCAGGCACCCAGACAGCCUGGUGGUGUUGAUGACCCUGACACAGAACAAGGAUGGUAACAGCACAAGAGCACUGUCUGUAAAAUCAAACACAAGUCCUAACGGGGAACAUGGACCAGAACUGCUGCUGGACAGGGAGUGAGACUAGGACCUGCCCAGGACACCUCCACUGUGUCUUCUGCUUCCUGCAAAGAAUGAAGGAGUGACUCAUUCUCUUGUAUGAUUUGAAUCUAGAUUAUGAUUAUUAUAUUGAUACAGCAAACCAGGUAUUAACAUCUGAUCUUCAGAUGGUCCAGGUGAUUAGAAAUUGUAAAUUAGAUUGUGUUAUAGAUUCUGUAUUAUGCUACUUAGAAGUACUACAUUGAUUCUGCUUGGAGAAAUCCCGUACCAUUCUAAUAAUAAAUUCUGUGCUGUACUAAUCAUAGUAUCUUAAGGAAAAAAAAAAAAAAAAAAAGAAAAAAGCUUUAAUUGUAACUAUAACUUUGUGCUGUUACCAUUCUGCCAAGGAUCCCUAAAAAGAACCUCUCUGCCCCCUGAGUGUCAGAUGACAGAAGUGGAACUUUAUACAUUUUCAUACAGACAGGAUUCGGUCAAGUGAGGAGUUAACCAUGUACAAUGUUAGCACUACUAUUAGCAUGUAAAUCUGAUGAGCACUUUGUAACACUCUCCCCAGUCUCUUCUGGUUUUCCCUGAGGCUGUUACUGGUUCCACUCUGUUGCCUUCUUUGUUCAUCAGUCUUGUUCUUUGAAUUCCCCACUUGCAUUUCUGAGACAGUUACAGAAAGCAGCAACCUCCUGCCAAACCUUCCCAGGGUAAAGCUCCAUCUCCCUUUAGCUGCCUGUGGGUUUUCCUUGGUAUAAAAAAACCACACACACACAAUAGCAAACCCCAAACAACAGUGUCCUACACCUACUCGUGCCACACAGGGAGCUGGUGCCCGCAGCAGGGGGCCAACAGAUCAAAGAUAGCACCUCUGCUCUCCACCUUUUCCAAGGUCCACACAGCCUCCAGCUGUGGAACCAGAGGCAAAUCCUGUCUCAUGGCCAUGAUACAAGGCUUCCCUCGUGACACUUUUUUU